AUGUUUGUAAUCCGCAAGUAUAAUGGUGUUCACUCUUGCUCGUUAGAAAAGCAUUCAGCGAACCACAGGCAAGCAACGUACUCCGUUAUUGGAAGUUGCAUGAAAAACCAAUUUAUAGGCGUGAAACAGGGUCCGGUUCCGAAAUCAAUUCAGAAAUAUGCCCGUGACGAAUUCGGGACGGACUUCAGUUAUUACAAAGGAUGGAAGGCUCCAUAUGGACCUUGUAUACGAGGUUUUGGUUGCAUGAGGAAAGUUAUCAGUGUUGAUGGAACGUGGUUGAAGGGAAAAUUCAGAGGUACGUUGUUAGUUGCCACUGCACAGGAUAGUGAACGUCAUUGUUAUCCCAUCGCAUGGGCCAUUGUAGACUCAGAGAAUGAUGCAUCCUGGACAUGGUUCUUCUCGAACUUGAAGGUGAUUAUCACUGAUUCUGAGGAAUUAGUUUUUAUUUCUGAUAGGAAUCAAAGUAUAAGUAAUGCAUUGUCUACAGUUUAUUCAUUAGCACAUCACGGUUGUUGCACAUGGCAUGUGUCUCAAAACAUCAAGAGUAAUUUCAUAUGUAGCGGUGUUCUGCCAUUGUUCUUUAAAACCGCUGAGGCCUACCGCAUUGACGAGUUUUCUGUCUUGUUUGAUGAGUUGUCUGCAAGAUAUCCCAGUGUUGCUAGAUACCUACAGGAGCAAGUUCGUUUUGAAAUGUGGUCUCGUGCUCAUUUUAAAGGAAAUCGAUAUAAUAUUAUGACCACAAACAUGUCUGAGUCAGUUAAUGCCAUGCUCAAAGAUGUUCGAGAUUACCUUGUCAUUGCCCUCUUUAAUUUUAUACAAGCGAAGAUGUCAGAGUGGUUUAAUAACAGGCGGGUCGAAGCUUCUAAAACUAAAACAUUAUUAACGCCAAGUGUGGAAAAAACUCUUCGUGAGAGGCACAACAAAGCGGGAUUUCUAACGGCCACAAGACUUAAUACUGUUGAGUUCCAAGUGACAGUUGCUGUUGUUGUUGGGGAAGUAGUUGUCGACGAGCCAAUUGUUUCGGAGGCUUCGAUUGCGGGACAUGGACCAUUCUUGCACCAUAGUCCAAAAAUGAUGCAAGCUGGUCAAUCUCAGGAUCUUCUUGGUCGACAUAAGGCAUAUACAACCUCAUGCACAUACUAUUCAUUUCCUCCUCAGUGGGAUAAAGAAUUGGUACGGCCAUUCCCUGUAUAUUAA
Molecule: messenger RNA, 1197 nt
Organism: Morus notabilis
Lineage: Eukaryota; Viridiplantae; Streptophyta; Magnoliopsida; Rosales; Moraceae
Exons: 3
Coding region: 1-1197 (398 amino acids)
Source: RefSeq, a predicted model, not a curated record